Messenger RNA from Monopterus albus (swamp eel), 1689 nucleotides. It is a transcript of the gene slc35e4, whose product is annotated as solute carrier family 35 member E4. Bases 506 to 1627 code for a protein of 373 amino acids. NCBI's taxonomy places the organism in Eukaryota, Metazoa, Chordata, Actinopteri, Synbranchiformes, Synbranchidae. The transcript has 3 exons. The record is from RefSeq and is a predicted model, not a curated record.
AUAUUGUGUUAAAAUGGGACAGUGCGCAGUAGCCGUGUAGCUAAUGUUCACAUGACGAAUGAAAGCUAUGGCGGUUUGUUUGGUAACCUAACGUUAGCUAACCUCUCCAAAGUCACAGAGAUGGUCGCUAGCUAACGUUAGCAUGACAGACCCUCGGCUGCCGGGUGUCAAGUGACAGCCCGGCCAUAGCCGCGGUCACUCACCUUGCCCUUUUCUCUUGUGUCACUGGUUACAGCUGUUUCACACAAGAUGCGAUUAAUUCAAAAGAGCUCAACAUCACGAAGGAAACGGUAAACGCAGAGUUAACUCGACUUUCGUCGUGAGCAGCGAAUUCUUGUUUGUGAACAACAGAGCGAGUUGUCAGGGUUUCCCUCCGCCCCUGUGCCGGGAAAAGGAAUUACGGCCAGGGAAUUGAGUAAGCUGCUAUUCAAAGCCAGCAUGAGGAGAAACCGGCGUAUCUUCUGUAAACUUCCGCUGCCCUCUCUGAGAGGACAAUGACAAGAACAUGAUCAGCGCCGAUGGCUUCUCAAAAUGCGAGGCGACUCUGCGAGAGAGCGGCAGGAGGAGGAGGCCACCAGCAGAGAUGCUCCAUCUGCUGUCAGCGGUCGUUAUUUGGCUGGUGACGGGCACCACCAUCUCCAGCCUCAACAAAUGGAUAUUUGCAGUGUAUAACUUCAGGUAUCCUCUGCUGCUGUCAGCACUACACAUGCUGACAGGCAUAGUGGUGGCCUAUGGGCUGAUCAAACUACGGGUGAUCUGCCACAGAGGGGUCGGAGAGCAGGACCUGACCCCCAAUGCCAAAUGUAAGGUGUUCCUGUUGAGUCUAACAUUCUGUGCCAGUAUCGCCUUUGGAAACAUGGGGCUGAACUGUGUCCAGCUGUCAUUUGCACAAAUGAUCUAUACCACCACCCCACUCUUUACUCUGGCCAUCUCCACGUUGAUCCUGGGCAAGCAGCAUCACAUCCUCAAAUACACAGCCAUGAUGCCCAUCUGUCUGGGAGCCUCCUUCAGCAUCAUGGGAGAAGUCCAGUUUGAUCAGAUCGGCUGCUUCUUUGUGUUCGCAGCGACCAUGCUGAGGGGUGUCAAGUCCAUUCAGCAGAGCAUCUUACUUCAGGAGGAGAAGAUCAACUCUGUGUUCCUGCUCUAUCUGAUGUCCAUUCCUAGCUUCUGCAUCUUGGCUGUGGCCGCUCUGGCCUUAGAGAACUGGGCCAUGCUGGAGUCGCCGCUGCAUUACGACCGCCGCCUGUGGGUCUUCAUCUUGCUCAGCUGCCUGGGCUCAGUCAUGUACAACCUGGCCAGCUGCUGCGUCAUCACGCUCACCUCAGCUGUCACUCUGCACAUCCUGGGCAACCUGAGCAUGGUGGGAAACCUGCUGCUGUCUCAGCUGCUUUUCGGCAGCGAACUCUCAGCCCUCAGCUGCACCGGCGCAGUGUUGACGUUGUCUGGAAUGCUCAUCUAUCAGAACUCAGAGUUCAUCGUCAGCUACCUGGAUGCACGCAGGGCCAAAGCUAAACGGUCCAGGCAGGUGGACUUUCACCCUCCAUGCGGUCAGGACUUGGACAAAGCUAGUGCACCUGAACCAAGAUAUCAUCAGCAGAGAACUGAUGAGAGAGACAAAAUAGACUGAAGUGGGAGGAUGAAGGAGAGAAUAAAAUGUUGAAGGUCAAAAUAAUAAAAACCCAGGCUGGA